This is a messenger RNA of Symbiodinium necroappetens, 2973 nucleotides long. The record is from the annotation of a GenBank genome assembly. NCBI's taxonomy places the organism in Eukaryota, Dinophyceae, Suessiales, Symbiodiniaceae.
AUGGCGCCGCCAGGAUACACAGCACCAGGGAUCGACGCUGUCAUCUCUGCUGACCGUGCUGUCUGGCAGCAGGUUGCGACUCAGGUGCCCUGUCUGCCUGCCGUUGACGUGGUUGCCACUGUUGACUCUGCCCUGUCUGCCGCUGCUGCCUCGCCCUCAGUUGCCUUUCACGUUCUGCCUCGUGAGCGCAAGCGUCUCUUGGACGACACCCCCAAGCCACCACUGAAGCAGCCUCACAAGGGCGACGGCAAAGGAGGCAAGGACGGCAAAGGCGGAAAGACCGGGAAGGGAAAAGACAAGUUCGGCAGGCCUAGCACUGGCAAGGACAAGACAGGCUCCCCGUCUAAACAGACUGCCGUUCCUGCCGCCCUCAAGGGCCUUGACCCUAACCGGGACGGAACCCCCCUCUGUUUUGACUGCAACCUCGCUCACGGUUGCAAACGUGAGACGUGGGACACCGCCAAGGGGAAGCAGUGCGAGCGCGAGCCUCGGAUGAUCCCAGCUUCUGAGCAUCCCUGCCAGGAUGCCGAUGCACAUCAUGUGACGCCAGUACCUGUGGAAGGUUCAGGCCCGCUGACCGAGGAGGCAGGGUUACACUUGAAGUUUUCUCUGGGGCACCCGGUCCUUAAGCUGGACCUCUUGUCACGCUCUGGCGUUUCUGUGCUUUGGGACAUCCUUCAGUCAGGUCAGGAGUCGGGAAUCGGCUGGACGCUGGAAAACCCAGCCAGCAGCCUGUUUUGGGCCACGAGCCCUGUGGCACAGCUCAGUCGGGACCUGUCUGCCUGCCUGCGCACGUCUGUUUUCGACUCCUGCUGUUGGGGCGGCAACAGAAAGAAAAGGACGGCUCUGUGGAGCUCCUUGAGCUGUGUGCAGCAGCUGUCGCAACUGUGCCACCCUGGCCUAGGGCACACCCACUCUGCGUGGGGCAGGCUACCGGACGGCUCUUGGAGCACUUCUGCAGAAGCGGCAUACCCGAUGCCUCUCUGCCGUUUCUGGGCCGCCAUGAUAGGCAAGGAAUACAGCUCGAGACUGCCCUGUGCUGAGGAUGACUCUGCUGUGAACUGGACUCCGGCGACUGGGCUGUACCGUGCACCUGCCAACCUGGGGCUUUUUGCCAGAGGCCGCAGCCCUGCUGAGGAACCUGAGGCAUGGCUGCUGAACAUAGGCGUGCCCUGUGCACCGGAGGCUUUUCUGUCCCACGCUGCGGCUGUGGCUCACCCCUCUGAGGUGCAGCCGCAGCUACCAGUGGACCUGGAGUUUACUGUGCACUGUCUUGAGACCUGCGCGACAGCUGACAUAGCCAGUAAGCGUUGCCAGUUUCUGCACAGUGUACUGCAGCGCGCUUCUGAGCUGGCACCCCAGGAGCUUGCUUUGCACUCCAGGCUUGCGCCACACUGUCAACGUGUCCUUGCGGGCAAACGGCUGUUGCUGCUGAAAGAGCUCCUAAACGGGCUGGGUCACGAGGAUGUCUCUCUGGUUGACGACAUCAGCUCGGGUUUCAGACUGACGGGCUGGCUGCCGCCCAGCAAUGUCAUGGAACCGAAAAUUACUGCCCCCAGUGAAUCAGCUGCCGACUUGUGGCGUCGCAGAAAGGACAUCAACUCGUCCAUCUGGCGCCAGACUCAGCCCGGCAAGGACCCUGAGGUUGAUUCGGCACUUUGGCAAGCCACGCUGGACGACGCCGAGGCAGGUUGGGCGCUGCUUCUGCCUCAGUCUGACUGCCCGCCUGACGAAAUUCUUCUGAGUAGGCGGUUCCCUGUUGUCCAGGCUUCAGGGAUCAGGGCCAUUGAUGACUUCAGUUUCAAUGGCCUCAACAGUACGCUUGGCACCUGUGAGAAAGUGCUGACGAUGUCCACAGUGCACACAGUCUCGCUUGCUUUGCGCCUUCUGCGAAGUGCUGUAACCCGCGGUUUGAAGCUUUUAGGCAGGUGCUUCGACUUGAAGAAAGCCUACCGCCAACUGCCCAUCCAUCUGGAUGACCUUCCGUAUGCUGCCGUCUCUGUCUGGUCGACUGACGACUCUUGCCCCAGGGUUUUGCAGAUGUUCAGUUUGCCUUUCGGAGCUUCAGGCAGCGUACCAGGGUUUGUGAGAGUUGCGGUUGCUCUCUGGCGCAUUCUGUGCCGCCUGGCCCUUGUGCCGAGCACGCUUUUCUUCGAUGAUUUCACCAGCAUCACCUAUGCUUCUGACGCUUCGAGUGCUGAAGCUACUGUUCACCUGCUGUUCAGGAUUCUUGGGUGGCGACUAGCCCUGACAGGAGACAAGGCUCAGUCCUACUCUGCCAUCUUUCAGAGUCUCGGCGUAAUUUUCUGUCUGCACCCUGGGGUGGACAGUGCAGUCACUGUGACCAACACUGAGUCUCGACGGAUGGAGGUGUCUGCUUGGUAUCUGACUAAGCUUCGUGAGGACAGUGCCACUCCUAAGGAAUGCGAGCAGUUCGCCUCUCGCAUUCGCUGGCUUGCAGGGCAAGUGUUUGGCCGCUCGUCAGCUGCAGCUCUGAGGACUCUUCUGCGUGCAGGCAGGGAGUCCCGGCCCUACUCUCCCAGACCGCUGUCGGCAGAGUUGCGGGCUGCCAUUCGUUGGCUCCUUGGCAGCAUUCCCAAGGCUUCGCCCAGGCUCUGGUCUCUCGAAACGAAACGCAAGCUACACCUGUUCACAGACGGUGCCUUUGAGGGAGGCAAGGCCUCCAUAGGCGCAGUUCUUUGUGACUCUCGCUGUGCACCACUUGCGUGGUUCGUGCCUGCCUCUGUCACCUCUGACUGGCUCUCCGAUGGCACUGAGCAUCCCAUCAUUCAGGCAGAGCUGGCCGCAGUUGUGGCUGCAUUCCAUGUCUGGAAGCAGGUUUUGUGCGGAGCCAAUGUGCUCCUGUGGAUCGACAAUGAGGUGGUGCGUUUUGGCAUCAUCAAUGCCCACAUGCACCCGCCCUCUGCGAUGGCACUGCUGUCUCCUCUGCUGGCUCUGGAGGAAAGCACGAAG